GCGGCAGCGGCAGUGCCACGUCUGGUGUGUUUGGGAGGCCGCGGGCCGGCAGCGGCAGCGAGGGCGAGGGAGUGGCUGCGUUCCGUGUCCGUGGGUCGGCGGUGCGGCACAGCCGAGCGCGGCGCUUCCAUUCUCUGCGGGCAGUACAUUUCCAGAUCACAACUCGCUGAAUUAAAAAAAUCUCCACUAAACUGCUGUGGUUCUUUUGCCAGUUAAUAAAAUCAGGUGAAGAUGAAAGCAUUGAUUUUGGUCGGAGGCUAUGGUACGCGGUUACGGCCGCUGACGCUUAGUGUUCCAAAACCGUUGGUGGAUUUUUGUAACAAGCCUAUUCUUCUGCAUCAAGUGGAGGCUUUAGUAAAGGCGGGGGUAUCACAUGUGAUUCUUGCUGUUAGCUACAUGUCUGAGAUGCUGGAGAAGGAAAUGAAGGAACAGGAACAGAGGCUGGGUAUUCGUAUCUCGUUGUCUCAUGAAAAGGAGCCCCUGGGAACGGCUGGACCCCUUGCUCUGGCCCGUGAGCUAUUCGCUGAUAGCUCAGAGCCUUUCUUUGUCCUAAAUAGUGAUGUCAUCUGCGACUUUCCCUUCCAGGAGAUGGCCCGCUUUCACAAGCAUCACGGGAAGGAAGGUACCAUAGUGGUUACUAAAGUGGAGGAACCUUCCAAAUAUGGGGUGGUCAUAUAUGAAGCAGAGAUUGGGCGGAUACACCGAUUCGUGGAGAAGCCUCAGGUGUUUGUGUCAAACAAGAUCAAUGCAGGAAUGUACAUCUUCAGCCCCUCAGUCUUGAACAGGAUACAGCUCAGGCCAACAUCAAUAGAGAAGGAGAUUUUUCCCGUCAUGGCACAGGAGGGGCAGCUGUAUGCCAUGGAGCUGCAAGGAUUCUGGAUGGACAUUGGGCAGCCCAAAGAUUUCCUGACUGGGAUGUGCAUGUAUUUGCAGUCCCUCCGACAUAAAGCACCGGACAGGCUGCACCAAGGGCCUGGUAUUGUUGGCAAUGUGCUGGUGGACCCAAGUGCUCAGAUUGGAGAGAAAUGCUCCAUUGGUCCCAAUGUGACGAUCGGCCCGGGAGUGGUAAUUGAGGAUGGAGUGCGGAUAAAGCGCUGCACGGUGCUGAAGGGCUCACGGAUUCGCUCCCAUUCCUGGCUGGAGUCCUGCAUCAUUGGCUGGAGCUCUGAUGUGGGUCAGUGGGUGCGGAUGGAGAAUGUUGCGGUCCUGGGAGAGGAUGUGAUUGUGAAAGAUGAACUUUACUUGAAUGGAGCCAAUGUCCUACCUCACAAGUCUAUAGCUGACUCUGUGCCCGAGCCCAAGAUCAUCAUGUAGGUCAUGGCUGUUUCCUGAGCUCAAGCUGAAGGGCUGAGCUCUGCCACUUGCCAAUGGACGGAUUGGAGCUACAAAUCAAAUAAAUGAAUAAAGGUUGGGUACUUCGAUAACUCCCCUUGCAGCACCUGAAUUCAGGCUAUGACAAAUCACCAAAGAUGCUGUUGUUUAAACUGCGUCUUCUUACCAAGUGCGUGAGGGAAGUUCAUCUUAAAAUUUGAUUUGCCUUGAAGUAUUUGCAGCUUUUAAUUAUUUUAGGUGGCUCUGUGAAGGGUGCAAAUCUUAUACGAGAUUGGAUCCAGUAAAUAGUAUCCUAGAAAGAGGGUGUUUUUUUAAAAUAUUACCUGGGAAAGACACACCAACCUCUUUUACUAACAGUAUCUAGCCAUUCAUUAACAUAAAACAGGGCCUUUGGUCAUUGUGUGGGUAAUUUAUCCAUUGGAUUCCAAUCUGUUCCACUUAAUGAAAUGGCAUGUUCUUGAAAACAAUCUUGAACUGUACAGCCUUCACAUGUUAUAGAAUUGAGACCAAGGGUGACACAUGGCCACACCCAGUUUAAGUUGUUCUGGCUGCAUCAUACUGGUCUGAACAUUCAGCAUUUUAACUGUAAUUCUACAUGGUUAUAAUGGGGGUUAGGAAUAAUGCGGGCUCUGACACUGUUGCACUGUGCUGGGUAAUGUGAGAUUGAUGCUGCUUUGCUCUGUACCCUGUAGUGUUAACCUUUUUUUCUACGUGCAUGUGCCAGUACAGACUAGAAUGUUUAGAAAUGUAAGCAAUUACCCAUUGUGGUGAAACAAAUACCAAUGAUAAUGGUGGGAGUUCCAAAUUAAUUCCUUGUGGGUUUCUUAUGUGAAUUAUUUUUAUUAAUUUGUACACAGUUUCUAUACUAUACCCUUUAUUUGGAAUUGGAGAAUUACUUGCUAUCAGAAGCAUCAUUUAGUUUGUUUAACUGAAGUAGUUGUGGAAUUGGCCAUUGAAGUGCCUGUAAAUGAGUGGGGCCUCCUGUUGUAUUUUAAUGUGAUAAAUCUGAUAAAUUUUUGUGCAAAUAUAGUUUAAAAGAAUCA
Pristis pectinata (smalltooth sawfish) is the source of this 2375-nucleotide messenger RNA. RefSeq names its product GDP-mannose pyrophosphorylase B (gene gmppb). The coding region runs from base 232 to 1314 and encodes 360 amino acids. Gene Ontology annotation, biological process: cell wall mannoprotein biosynthetic process; GDP-mannose biosynthetic process. Gene Ontology annotation, molecular function: GTP binding; mannose-1-phosphate guanylyltransferase (GTP) activity. NCBI's taxonomy places the organism in Eukaryota, Metazoa, Chordata, Chondrichthyes, Rhinopristiformes, Pristidae. The record is from RefSeq and is a predicted model, not a curated record. Gene Ontology annotation, cellular component: cytoplasm. The transcript has 11 exons.